UGAUUGAUCGCUGCAUACCUACUCAAUCUGGUCAACUGACUGAUGCCGUGCCCCGCCCCGUCCUUCCUAUUUAUUCUCUCUUGCGUACACAAGCUAUGGGACUAUCCCGACCAGACAGCCAUCGCUGCUGACUGAUAUUUUUGCUGCUUUCUUCUCUCGGUGUGUACCUCUGUCUGUCUCUCCUGCCUGAUUGUGUUGGGAUGGAUGGAUGGAUGGAUUCGCUCCCUCGCUCGCAUUUGCUCGUUCGGUAGCCAAAACGGCACGCCUCGUUUUAAGCCAUCCACCAACACACACACCACCCACAGCACAGACAGCAGUUUUGUCUAGCUACCACUUUCGCCCGCCUCUCUGCCCCUCACCCUUGCCGUCCUCUCUCUUUCCCUCUCUAUGUCCUCUCUCACUCAUGUAUGCCCCAACGACCAACCAGCAUGACAACGUUCUGGGCUGCACAGAGAGCGAGACAGAAAGAGAGGGGUGGAGGGGUGAGGGACGAUCCAACACAUCAAUCCCAUCACAUUACACGAGCACACGGAUGUGCAUGGGUGGGGAGGUAGCACGGACUUGGUGUUGGUAGCUGUUGCGUGGCUGAAGGGAUGGUUGGUAUGGAUGGAUGGAUGCAAGAGACACCGGUAACGUUUGCCUUGCGCAUGAACCGCUGAUAGACAGCUCACGCAAAUGACCAUCCCAUCCCAUAUCCACCGGAAGAAUUAUUACUGAUACACACAUGCUCGCCAUUCACAACGUCGUCAUGCCCAGCCACCACCCCCACUCACUUCUACUCGUAUGGAUGGGUGUGUAUGGGUGUAUGGGUAUGUGUACCUGCCUACAUUGCUGUCUGCGCGAGCCAGCCAAUAGUGCAGACACACACACGCGCGCGCACACACGUUUCCUCAUGCACAUCGAUGCGCAGAGCGCAGAACUGUCACGCCACGCCACGCCACGCCACGCCACACGCACAUCCCCUCUCCCCCCGCACCCACCCGGUAAUUACACAAUAUGCACACCAAAUCGCCUGAGCUCCUUCUAGCAGUGCCAUUUUUGUUCAACGUGGCAGACAGAACAACUCGUAGCUAGCAAGUCAGCAGGGCCCAAAAAUGGAGAGCAAUCGGCCAAAAACCCACGCGCACAGAGAAAGAGAGAGACGCAUUUGUGUAUGUCAGCAUCGCAUCGUACAUGAGUGCAGUCGUGCCCUCCAUGGACUUGAGCGACGUGCACACAAGACAUGCACCGUGUGUAGUGAAUGCAUGCCGAUAAUCAAUAAAACGAGGACCCAUCGUCACACGAAUGGUUUGCAAGCGUAUGUAAAGGGCCGUGUGUGCGAGAGGGAUUGAUCGAUCAACAUAUACACACCAAUGACAAGACUGAGGCCGACGUUCGGCCAACAGACACAAACAAACAAGACACACAAAACAACACACACGACAAACAAAACAACACAAACAACACACGUGCACGAAGGCGACCCAGCGCAAGAAAAACCUGCCUCACUCAUCCGAAGGCUCCAUGGAUGACACGACGUCCACCGACCCUCAAUGACCCACCCACGCAACAACAGGCAGACAGGCACUCACACCCACGCCCUCACCCACACGUAUGCAGCCGCCAUCUCUGUGGGCCCAUCAUGUCUUUGUGGGCAAAGGGACAGCACAUACAUGUGUAAUUCACUGAGCACAUACAUGUAGAUGGACACUCAGUGACAAAUCGAGGGAAAGCAGUCCAGCCACGCGUCUGCGCCAUGAAUGCAAUCACCGAUUCACGCAUCGGUCGAAGCUGACUGUUCGCUCGUGAGCUUGCAUCGUGCUCAGGAAACGAAAAAGCACAUCGAAUGGGUCAGUGGGGAAGGGGCACCUCACCACAUGUCCUUGGAGUCAAGAGUGUUGCCGCUGUGCCCCUUGACGCGCUCAAACACGAUCGCGCCGAUGCCGUCACACAGCUUGCCGCCAAGCUGUGGGUCAAUGGCGGGCUCAAAGUGCACGCCAGUCCACAGGCGGCUCUCGGCGCACACAGUCGCUAUCUCGUCAAACGAUUCCCACCUGAAGGAGAUGCAUCCAUCCAUCCAUCCAUUUGAUGUGUCAUUCAGCUGCAUGUGAGUGUGUGUUUGUGGUUACUCACUCGACGAUAAGGUCUGUCGUUGGCGACAUGCCCGUCUCGACGAGGGAUGAUCCCUUGGGGAAAUAUGCCUUCAGCUUGCCGCUGAUGUCGAAGCCCUCAAAUGCGGUCUUUGCGAACUCCAUCGUUGCACGGCACAAGCACGCUGACCCCGACGGAUACUCUGAUGGAGCGAUUGAGUGAUGGAGUGCACGGCGAUCGAGGGAGGCAAAGGACACAUAAGGACAAGAGGGUACAGUUGCACGCCUUGCUGCACCGAUCGCACCUGUGUGUGGCAUAGUUCUAAAGUAGGACUUCCAGUCCCUCCCCAUGAUCGGCUUGACGCCCUCCUUUGGCACGUACGCGGAAAAUCUGACAACCACAAUUGCAUCCAUCCAUGUGUGUCUGUCCAUCCAUCCACGUGGGUACGUUUGUACGUUUCGUUUUGAAGAAAGUGUUGGAUGAAGGACUGCGGUCUGACGGCUUCGUGGAAGAUCUUCUCCUUCCAGGCCACAAUGGUGGCGUCGUGCAGCAGCCCGACGUAGCCCAAGUCGAUAGCCGUGAACUCUUCAAAGGUCAUGUCCAACGGCUGACAGACACACAACAGCGGCACGUAGAAUGGUUUGUAUGUGUUUGGCCGGUUCAUUUGCUUGUGUGCGGUGCUCACCUUGAUGAGCUGGAGGAGUGUCGAGCCGAGGGAAUACAGCUGAGCGAGCGAGACAGAUAGACACAAAGACCAUAUACGUAUACAUGUACGCCGAUUCAAGCAUAUUGUACAUAUUUCGCUCACUCUCACCUUGUUAUCAAAAUACUCUCCGAUCGCCUUCUUCUUCUCUGACAUACCGCCACACACGCAAGACAAGACACACGCGUCAGUCAUGCGUGUCUGGCCCUCCAUGAGUCAAUCACAUCCGCCGCCCGUUCACCGACCGUCGAGCUCGAGUGAUUCUUCGAUGACCUUCCAGGCCCUCUCCUUCAGCACAUCUACACAGCUCGUGUCGUUACCCUUUGGCGGCUCCCCCUGGUGGCCCGGGUCCCUCUUGUGUGGCGUGUCCUGGACGCAGUUGAAAAUCGGUGGCGACCUCCUGAUGUCGACCUGCUGCUGCGUCAGGAAGAAGGGCCGCACUCUGCCCGCCUGAGGGGUGAUGUGUUGCUGUACCACAUUGUAGCCAUAGCGCGUGCCAGAACCAUCGAGCCCCUGUGUUUAGGGAGGGCGGGAGGCAGGGAGAGACAUGCAUAGAGACGCAUCGAUGCGAGCGGUGCCGAUGCAUCCAUCCGAUGGGCAAGUCGUGUGUGUUUGUGUACCUCUACCUCAAUGAGUGGCUGCCAGUAGGUGGGAUACACGAGCUCGUAUGGGUCGUUUACAGGCUUGUAGCCGGUCCAGUCCUCAUAAGGCAGGCCAUUGUGCUCGUGCAGCAUGGUGCCGUCCCUGUUGUAUCCGUCGUCGUUGAACCACUCUACAGUCUCCCUCGCCACCAGGUUACCCAGGCCUGCAGCCGUCUCCUCGUCGGCCUCCGUGUCCAACGGAUUGUAGCCCAGCAGCGGCAUCACUUGCUUAAAAGCCUCAGCUGUACAUUCGCAUGCCAUCCGAUCAAUCCCACGACCGAUCAGUGAGGUGCUCGCUCUUCUGCUGACCUGCUCGAGGUAUGAGGAUCCUCUGGAAUUCGUAACACGCAUGGACGCCAGCCUCCUGGCGGUUUCGGUGGGUCCGCAUGUGCUUCGGCGCGCGGCGAUCGGGGCCAAAGAAGACGUGCCAAUCGUCAGUGAAGGCCGCCACGGCGUGGAAGAUGGCCACAGUCAGCAUCAGGUUGUGGGCGUUCUGAACCGGUGGCUCGUAUGUGAGAAUGUUCGGCGCCCACAGCGCGAUGCACAUGAGGGUGGGAAUUUCCUUGACGUAUUGCAAGAGCCCGACAUCGAAGGUAUUGGCGAGCACCACACUGGGCAUACUGAACACAUCCUCCCAGAAGGCACGGGGCAGCCUGUCGGUGAACUCGGCUGAACGACACAACACAACACACAAACAAACAAACGAUCGACACCCUUUUACCGUUUGUCUGCCCCGUGUCGGUCUGUACGUACCAAGUCCGAGCCUUGUGAGCGCCUGCAGCUUGCCCUGCAGGCUCUCUGCGGCCUCGAGCGGGCUGAACGGUCCCAUGUAGUCGCUCUCCUGCGGCGUAAGGAAUCCUCCGCCGAGCAAGUUGCCGGCCGUCAAGUUGCCCCCCGUUUCCAGCCGCGUUUCCGCCGCCUGUCCAGCGGCAUGUAGUGGUGGGAAGAGGAGGUCCACGAUCUCACCGAGCGGGCUCUUUGGCCUCGCCUCCCCCUUCUCAUCCGGACCCUCUGCGCCACAGCGAAAAAAAACAGCCGGGACCAGGAGAAGAAAGAACGCCGCGACCGCCGGCCUGAGCACCGCCAUAUUCGUUCACCAGCACUCGAUUCGCUCAAGCGCUUCACGUCAAGCGGGCUGCGGUUUGCUGCAUG
Messenger RNA from Vitrella brassicaformis, 4566 nucleotides. The record is from the annotation of a GenBank genome assembly. NCBI's taxonomy places the organism in Eukaryota, Vitrellaceae.